Messenger RNA from Prorocentrum cordatum, 2680 nucleotides. NCBI's taxonomy places the organism in Eukaryota, Dinophyceae, Prorocentrales, Prorocentraceae. The record is from the annotation of a GenBank genome assembly.
AGGCUCAAGCUGUUUCUGGCUCGGCCGUUGGGCGAAGCACUAUUACAACCGGGAGGGAGCCUAGCGGCGACCAGUUGGGGCGAAGCACCCUGUGCAAUCCUGCAGGAUCUCCUUUCCAGGCACCGCAGGGAUGGCGAAUCUCCCUUAUGUCGGUGAGCAGCCACCAGGGCCAGCGUUGGCGUGGGCGGAGGCAUCCAGCGUGGCGCCCGCACUGAGGCAGCCCUCGACUCCCAGCAUGGCCCACAGCUGCCCCUGCGGAAUGGGCCACAGCAGGGCCGUGCGGGGCCCCGGCGACCUCGGUCCCAACCAGAUCCGCAGGCCUCGGGCGCUCCUACCUCCCCAGAGUUCGGCACCUGCGGCUCUCGAAGACCUUCCCUAUAUGAGGAGGCCCAACAUGCGGAUCCCCGAGCCUCGCAUGGGCAGCCGCACGCCACGCCGGCACGCGGCCGGUGCCUUCGCGGCGCCCGAGUUGUUGCCGCAGGUGGAGCUGGCCAGCGGAAAGGCAGUGGGCAACCAGACGGUUGAUAUCGAGUCCACCUCCGUCCUCUCCGUGGAGUCCUCGAUGCUUCCCAUGGCCUGCCUUUGGCUCCACGGGAACAGUGCUGUGGCCGGCGAGGCCGAGCGGCCUUUCUGCACCCUGCUUGGGCACAAUCGUCUCAGCGGCGAUCCGUGCCGACGAGAGGAGGACCGCGAGGAGGAUCUGCCGAGUCAUGGCCAGAGCAUCUCCCGCAGGCCGCCCGUCCUCGACGAGCGCGGAAGGGCCCCGCGCUCCCCUGGACCUGCCGGCGCGCUCCGCGCGCCAGAGAGGGGGGCCCCCCGCGCGGGAUCCGCGCGGAGCGCCAGAGGCUGAGGUCUGUGCCGCUGCCUCUGCUCCUCGGGGGUGGGGGGGGGUGAAGCGCAGGGCGACUCUCUGCUCCCCCUCUCUCUCUCUCCUGCGUGCGACUGUGUGGGACUUUGGAUCUUCGGCUGAUAGGUCAGGUUCCGGAUGUCCACACGGCUGAUCGUGCACAGGUGAAUCUCACCAGAACCUUGAAGUCAGAAUUCCGGGCGUGCCGUCGCGGAAAGGCCGGUACAUUCAGAGGGUGCCCGCACCGGGCGCGGCCACCGUGCGCCCUUGGAGCGCCGCGGCGGCCUGCGCCGCGGCGCCGCGGUCAGCCAGCACGUCUGCGCCUAAUCCGCCGCCGGGCGACGCCGAUGCUGGCCGCCAGGUUGGAGGGGCAGCUGAGGCCCAGCUGCUUGAGCAGCGGGUCGGAGACCCAGGCGAGUUGCCGUAAUCAUAGGUUUGGGGAAGCCGUCGUAAGGGGAGGACCUGGAAGAGGACACGCUCUAGGCGACCUGUGCCCAGAGGGCUGGUGGGAUUACACAAAUCCAGCAAGCCCCAGCGUGCCAGGGGGCACGGUGUCGGAUGACGGGUAGAGCCCGCCUGAAGUGCACGCUCCCCGCAGCUUGGAGACAUGGUCUUAUAGCUCUCCCUUUUUUGACCCCAGUCUCGUCGCGAGGUGCACAGAUGACGCAAUGGUCCUGGUGCAUUUCACGGUCAUGCCCGCCCUGUCUGGUAUCGCCGCUUUCGCGUUUGCUAUCCAUGCUUCAAUUGCAACUCAGGUGCAGCCUGCAACUUGCUGAGGAUUCUCCACGGCAAUGGCGAUUAUGACCGAUGCACUGCACCGCCUUUUUGUUAAGUCUGUCUGCGUCGUGUUUGCAAAUUCUUCUUGGGUGUGGCCAGACGCGCGCGGUCCCCUGAAGUCACCUGGGUCAGGCUCCUGGGCCACGAAUUUCUCAUCGUAGGUUGAAGGGGAUUAGUGCUCCCCUUGGCUCUACUAACCUUCGCGUCAUCUUCUCCCCUUCCUUUUUCCUGCUGUGCCAGCGCCCUCCCCGCGAUCCUACUGGUGGGGGAAUGCGACUUUCUGGCGCCUGAGGGCUCGGGCUCCCGAACCUCCUUUCUUCUGUGCCUGCCUGGCGCUGGGCUAAGUACCUGCGCGAUGCAGUGCGGUAUCCUCCUCCUCCUCCUCCUCCUCCUCCUCCUCCUCGUCUUCCUCCUCCUCCUCGUCCUCCUCCUCGUCUUCCUAGCAAGAAUUCAUAGGACACCCUUUGGAAAGACGCUCUUUUGAGAGAGCCUCCAGGGGCACUAGACACGGGCGCGGCGCCGCAUUCCGAGUGGACUCGGGCGGGAUAGGUGGUGGCCGGAGGUCUGCGGUUUUUUUGGGGGCCCGUGGGAUUCGACCUCACCCCGCGCAGCCCGCAUGGAGUGCACGCUCGGCGGCGCCUUCAGGCCUGAUCUUGUCCAGCUGUCUCUGGCAAUUCCUGCCACCGUGCCAGCGCAGGACUUUGGGCUGCAGCUGCUCGACAAGGCAUCCUCCUCGUCCCCAGUAACCAGUGAAACCGGGAGGUUCGGGGGCCUUGAGACGGGGGUCAAUGCAGACGGGGGUCAGCCAGGGCACCGGAUCCUGCAGCAUCCUGCGAAGACCCCCUCUGGCUGACCCGGGUUAGCGAGCCGCUCGUGGCCGCGAGGCGGCCGCGCUUAUUGGCUGACCCGGGUUUGCGACGACCUGUGUUGACCCCGCCAGUGCAGUCUCUUUCUUUUCACCGCCGAGGCGAUCGUUUAUUUCAUUCCGCCUUGCGUGCACACCCGUGGGCAAUCGACCAGAUAAGUGUGCGCCAGGCUGAUACGUCUCCGUCGGAA